AUGACAAGUCAUUUGCUUGAGUGGAACCCCCACCUAAGUUCGAGCUCCAACAUUCACAAGUCCCUCAUUGGUAGCUUGUUGAGUACUGAGGUCCUACCGGAUCCAUAUGACGCUGGCUUUCAAGGUGGAAAACCUUGGGUAACAGGGUCUGAUUGCACUGACGUGAUAAUUGGUGCUAGACCCGAAUUCUCUCUCUCUCUCUCGUUGUCAUCGAAUCCCAAAUCCCCAACUGCUGCAUUCAGUGCCCGGAAGCCUCCUCCACGACUGACCCAUCAUCAAGGAUGGCAAGCUCUACCUCAUCUCAGCUCACGAACAGCUCUUGAAAAGCCGACCGGGGCUUUAGCUCUCUCUGUCUCCCAAAACCACAGAACUCGCCGAGUUGACUCGGACCCCAAAACCGGCCUCCGACUCGGUCCUCCCGAAGCCAUGCAAGUGCUCUCCAACACUCGCAGGCUCUCCAGAGUCCUCAAAUCUCCAAUCUUCAUCUUCUCCGAACGACUCCUCGCUCCCGACGCGCCCCUCGCCGAAGCUCCACGCGCUCGUCUCCAAUGGCGGAAGCUCCUCACCACUCUCUCUCCCCAACCCUCUGGCAUUACUCGAGGUUGUUGUCUUUCGCCGACGGAGCAACACUCGAUGAUGAUUUCGCUUACAGAACGAAAAGAAAACCACUCGAUUGACUCCACCCGGGUCCGUCGAUUACAGUCCGGCCGUUCCUCUCUCGGCGAGUUCGUCGCCGUCGCUUCUUACGACUCUCAUCCCUGGGACGGCGAGUUUCACCAGCUCAAUACUGACAUCGUCUUCUUCCGAGCUUCACAACCCGGAAAGCGUGUGGUGGUCUGUGAGCGCGGCGGGUUGUCCACCUGGUCCGGCGACUCCGUCAUCUACUUUCAUCGCUAA
Rosa chinensis is the source of this 897-nucleotide messenger RNA. RefSeq lists its product as uncharacterized. Bases 1 to 897 code for a protein of 298 amino acids. The transcript has 4 exons. The record is from RefSeq and is a predicted model, not a curated record. Lineage: Eukaryota; Viridiplantae; Streptophyta; Magnoliopsida; Rosales; Rosaceae.